CGCCGCCACACUCUUUCUUCUCUCAUUCUCGUUUUCCAUCUCUAUUAAGCGUCGAGCCCUUGUGAGGCUUGUAUGUAAGCAGUGGAGCGACCACUUUCGUUUGACGCGCGGCGGCGAUCUCCUUGAGCCCUCACGUCUUUUUCCUGUUCUACGUCCGCCUUUCGCCAUUGCAUAGAGCUUUGUCCUAGCAACAGCCGCUCAUUUUCUAAGCUGCAUCUCUCGCUCUCACUUCUUGACUCUCUUUCAACCUGCUGAGUUCUUCGGUUGCGAUACCCCGGUGGAAGCGAAUCGCAGUCUGACACAAUCUUGCGAACCCUCGACUCGCGCCGCUUUGCUUUCCUGUUGGACAGACUGGAUCUGGACGACUUGCUAUUCCCAUCCACUAGAACUGCAUAUAGACGCCUCUUCGACAAGUCUGGAAUACUUUGAGUAUUAAACCUGCUGCACGCCAUGAAGUCUCCUCUGGUGGCUGCGACAGCGGCCCUGUGCCUGCUGGGUCAGGGGGCGACGGCCGUUUCUCUGACUAUCAACGACGACAACUCGAUCAAAAGCGCCGCGAGCACGAUUGCCUUUGGCCUCAUGAAGUACUACACCGGAAACAAUACUGGCGAUACCCCCGGAAACUUGCCCGACCCAUACUACUGGUGGGAGGCCGGUGCGCUGUUCGGAACCAUGAUUGACUACUGGCGCAUGACCAAGGAUACGACAUACAACGACGUCACGAUGCAAGCCAUGCUUCACCAGGCCGGAACCGACGGCAGCUUUCUGCCCACGAACCAGUCGCUGACCGAAGGAAACGACGAUCAGGGCUUCUGGGCCAUGGCCGCCAUGUCCGCCGCCGAGGAUGUCUUCCCCAACCCGCCGUCCGAUCAACCGCAGUGGCUGGCCAUGGCACAGGCCGUCUUCAACCAGUACGUCGGCCGAUGGGACCCUCACUGUGGCGGUGGCCUCCGCUGGCAGAUCUUCUCGUGGAACAAGGGUUACGACUACAAAAACUCCGUUGCCAACGGCUGCUUCUUCAACAUUGCCGCUCGACUGGCCCGAUACACCGGCAACCAGACCUAUGCCGACUGGGCGCUCAAGGUCUGGGAUUGGGAGAAGAAGGUUGGCCUGAUUGGCCCGCAAUACCAGAUCUUUGACGGUCUCAGCAUCGACAGCGACAACACGUGCGGCCAGAUGGAUCAGAACCAGUGGUCCUACAACGCAGGCAUCUACAUGCAUGGCGCCGCCGCCAUGUACAACUUCACCAACAACGCCACCUGGAAGGCCAACCUGGACGGCAUGGUCAAGGAGACGGUCGCCAAGUUUGUCAACAACGGCAUCAUCUACGAGCAGUUUUGCGAGCCCCGAGGCUUCUGCAGUGUUGACCAGAGCACCUUCAAGGGCUAUCUGAUUCGCUACAUGGCUUCCACCAUCCAGCUGGCUCCGCACACCAUCCCGACGCUCAUGCCCCUCAUCGAGACUGCUGCCUCUGCGGCGGCAUCCAGCUGCACAGGCCCAGCCUCGCCCACCUUUAAGGGAAUUGAUGGUACAGGGUGCGGCUUCACGUGGAUUCCCAAGGGCACAUACGAUGGCAAGAACGGUGUUGGCUCGCAAAUGAACGCCUUGGACGCUGUCAUCUACGCUCUGGUCCAAAAGGCCCCUGCCCCCGUCACAGAAAAGAAGGGCGGUACUUCCAAGGGUGACCCUGGUGCUGGUAUGGGCAACAUCGACCCGGCUGGCGAUCUUGACAAGAUUACGAAGCCGACGACGGGCGGAAAGGUUGGAGCAGCCAUUCUCACUCUCCUGUUGCUCUGCAGUGUCCUGGGCGGCAGUGCAGUGCUGCUGUUGUAAAGAAGAGCACAGCGGUCCAACAAGAGAAAGCUAUGUGGAUGUGCUUCUCUAUACAUAUUCAUGUGUUGGUCUUGUACAGCACAUGCUCUUUUUUUGAUUUUCUCACAAGUCCCGAGGUAUUAGAGCGCAGGAUGGAUGCUCUUUGUGGCUGGCGUUUUGGGAGUGCCUUGGAUAUACAUUUCUUGAUCCCCUUCUUUUGGUUUGUCGUGUGAAUAGGUUCAUAUCGUGGCGAUGUGGAACCCGGCCAUUGUCACUUGUUUGCCGUCUUCAUCAUUGCCUACCUACUUGUUCAUUUGUAGCAUCUUGGAAGUUCUACCCUAGCUAGACAACGGGCAAAGCCUGAUAUCAGAAUUGCACGACAUUAUGACUGAAGGCAUCCUGCGACUUGACUUGGCGACACAAGCGAUGCCGU
This is a messenger RNA of Trichoderma reesei QM6a, 2245 nucleotides long. Its product is annotated as glycoside hydrolase family 76. The transcript has 3 exons. NCBI's taxonomy places the organism in Eukaryota, Fungi, Ascomycota, Sordariomycetes, Hypocreales, Hypocreaceae. The record is from RefSeq and is a predicted model, not a curated record. Bases 451 to 1833 code for a protein of 460 amino acids. Gene Ontology annotation, biological process: fungal-type cell wall biogenesis; carbohydrate catabolic process. Gene Ontology annotation, molecular function: mannan endo-1,6-alpha-mannosidase activity.